UGCGGCCCACCCAUUGCCUUCUCCGCCCUCUCCUGGGACCGCCUCGGCCGCUCCCCUGCCGGGCCCUGGAUCGCCGGCCUCCUUGCCCUCAUGGACCUCGCCCCGCUCCUUGCUGCUGCCUCUGGUGGUGAGACGAGGAAUGCUGCUGCUGCUGCUGCUGCUGCUGCUGGUGCUGGUGCUGGUGCUGCUGCUGCUGCCGGUGCCGGUGCUGGUGCUGGUGCUUGUGAUGUGCCCACAUGGUGCGAAUCGGAGAAGCUCCUGCAAUCAUGCUGGGGUGCGUCUGCUGCUGCUGCUGCUGCCUCCUCUCCUUCUGCUGUUCCCUCACACACCCCUUGCAUACUCCCCGAUACCCUCCUAUCCCCGCUGUCCGAAGCCUCGUCCGUGCUCAGCAGGGCGCGGAUUCGGAUUGCCUCUGCUGUUGACGCCGCCUCUCCUUCCGCUGUUCCCUCUCAACCCCCUUGCAUACUCCCUGACACCCUCCUAUCCCCCCUCACCGAGGCCUCGGCCGUGCUCGGCAGGGCACGAAUUCGAAUUGCCUCUGCUGUUGACGCCGCCUCUCCUUCCGCUGUUCCCUCUCAACCCCCUUGCAUACUCCCUGACACCCUCCUAUCCCCCCUCACCGAGGCCUCGGCCGUGCUCGGCAGGGCACGAAUUCGGAUUGCCUCUGCUGUUGACGCCGCCUCUCCUUCCGCUGUUCCCUCUCAACCCCCUUGCAUACUCCCUGACACCCUCCUACCCCCCCUCACCGAGGCCUCGUCCGUGCUCGGCAGGGCACGAAUUCGGAUUGCCUCUGCUGUUGACGCGUCCUUGCGAACAGCCCUUCAGCUGGAGCUGUUGCAGGGGGAGAGGGAGAGUAAGGAGAAGGUGGGAGAAGAGGGGAAGGGACAGGGGGACGGUGGGAGCAGCAGCUCCAGUGGUGGGCAGAGCAAGGGCCGGAAACGGAAGAAGAAGAAAGGGAAGGGGAAGGAUGGUGAUGCAGGGGAUUUGGAGGCUGCUAAGGAUAAGGGUACUGAAGAGGAAAAAGUGGAGGGUGGAGUGACAAAGGUAAACAGUGGCGAGCUGUCUCCGGUUGUCCACAUGGUGCAGAAGGGUAUAGAAGCUGUGAGUGCGCCGCUUACCUCUAAUGGUCUGUUUGUGUCACUGGAAUGUGGUGACGGUGACGGUGAUACUGCUACACAUGGCAGCGCCACUGCCUCAUCUCGUGGCUCUUCCUCCGCUGUCGAUCUCGACCUCUCGCUCUCAGCGUUCCCCCCUCUCCCCUUGCUGCAACUCCCAAAGACCAGCCAUGCAACGCUCACAGACCCCUCCCAGGCCCUCCCCUUCCUCUCGCCUCUCAUGCGCCGCUCCCGGGGUGAAACAUCACAGAGCAUUCCCGCCCUCCCCUCCUCUCCACCUCCCACACCCCCUUCCUGCAGUCCCACAUCUACCUCCCCUGCAUCGCCCUCCCCUCAGUCAUUCAGCUCAGGCUCUCUCCGACCUACCAGCAGGGGGCUAGAACCGGCUGCUAGGCAGGCACAGUUAAUUCCUUCACCAGGUGCCCCUCCUACUGGGAGAAACGAGACGGGGCAUGCGGGUGAAACCAGCAGUGAUUCAGAUGCUGGCAAGCAGUCGCAGUUCGUGCCUUCACCAGAUGCCCCUCCUUUCUUCCCAGAAGGAGAGUCUCCAGAGCCUGUCCCAGUGCAACCACAACCCCAUCCGCCACAGCUGCAGCAGCAGCAGCAGCAGCAGCAGCAGACCCUUCAGGAGCUUCCCUUUCAGCGCCAGUUCCCGCAAAUGCGCCUCCCCUUCUCCCCCCGACACGCCUCCCGCCUGGCGGUGGCCGUGGGUGUGGCACCGCCCCUCUGCCCUCCAUCUUACCCAGCUGCCUCCCCGCCCCCCCAGCCUGCCCUCUUCCCCUGCCUCCUCCCGCCCCGCCUCGUCUCUGCCCUCGUCCUCCUCCCCCACUUCUGCUGCUUACUAGGCCCUUGCCCCCCUCACUUACACCCCCUUGACCUACACUUCCCCCACUUCCACCCCUCUCACUUCCAACCCCUCCCGCCUGACCUGCAUCCGCUGCACCCCGUGCUCCCCUCCUCUAUCUCCACAUGGGCUGCAGAGCCUGCCUGGUCGCGCCCCUAUUACUACGACUGUCUCUCAAACACUGCCUUUGAGGCAGGCCCCGCAACUCAACCACACGGUCCACACCCUUUCUACUAUGAAUCUGCCUCAGACACUGUCUCGGUCGACGAGCCGUUUCAGGCGUUUCAUGCGCGCUACCCAGGUGUGCUGGGGCCUCCUAGGGAGCUCCAGUUGUUGGAGCUACCUCUCCCAUACUCCUCUCCUCCUCAUGCCACGCUCUCCCACCCGCUCUCUAGCUGGCAUUCCGCGCAUCCCCACUUUCCCCACCCGCCCCAUCUACCCCAUCUGCCCCAUCUACCCCAUCUGCUCCACGCGCUCCAUGCGCCUCACCUACCCCACCCACACGCGUCAGCAGCCAGCCAGAGCGCAGUGCAGGGUGGGACCCACAUGGCUGGGUCACCCCACAGCCCCAGUUGCGAACCAAGCCCUAACCAGGACCAGGACCAGCUACACGUGCACCAUCCCUCCUUGCCUAACCUCCCCUCUGCUCCCUCCCCUCUCGCCGCCUCCUCUCUUGCUGCACCCCCUCUUGCUGCCUCUCGCUCGCUCCACCACUGCCUGCCUGAGCCAGUGGUUGUGGCGCCGCCUGUGGUCCCCGAAGCCGUGGGCAGGGAUGGGGAGGAGCGGGGCAGUGAAGAGGGGCGGGUGAGAGGGGAGGAGGGAGGUCUUGUGAGGGGGGAGGAUGGGAGACGGGUGAGAGGGGAGGACACGGAUUGUGCGGUGGAGACUGAUGAAGGAGGAGGGGGCUUGGGGCUGGGACCAGCUGGAGAAGCAGGAACGGGAAUAGGGGCAAGCCGAAUGGGUGGUACGGGUAGGGGGGGAAUGGAGGGAGAGGGAGAUGGGAGUGGAGGGAGAGGGAGAGAGGGAGCGGCAGGUAGUAGUGCUAGUGCUAUGGGUGCAGGUCAUCACCAUCCUCCCCUGCGCAUCACUGGCCAAGCUCCUCCUGCUAGCAACGCACCUGCUAAUAACGAGGAUGACUCCGGUGAAACGGCAGUGCAAGCCCCUAGCACGCCCUUGUCAACACCCUCCAGGCGAUUCUCCUGCUGGGCUAGAAGCAAUAGAGCAAGCCAGGAUGGGACGGACUGUGAGGAUGGGGAUGGCCCGGAUGGGGACGGGGACGCAGAGGGGGGAGCAGGCGAGGGCACAGAGGAAGGGGAGUCCGAGGAUUGGUCCUUGGAGAAUUUCACAGAUGAUUCGUUGCUAGCAGGGGAGAACUAUCAAAUGUUAGAGGAGGAUUUUGCCGAGUUUGUGGGCGGUGCGGGCGACAGGGGGUAUUUCUCAGAGGACGAGAGCGUUCCGCUGGUAGCCCAGCGAAGAGGGGUGUUUUACCCUCGGAAUUACCGGUCGGGGAGGGGGAUGCACGGCAAAGAGGGCAUGCAUGGAGCCAUGGGGCCUGCGGGAAUGGGGUGGGGCGGCGGGGCUGGAAUAGGGGCGAUCCAAGGCCCGUCAGGGCACAGAAUUCCGGGAAUGGGGGCAGGUAUGCUUGGGGGAGGGGCGCCUGAGGGAGGUAUACUUGGGGGUAGAGGUCCUGGGGGCAGCAGCUGCGGGGCUGAAGGUACACGUGAAGAGACGCGAUUUUCUUAUGAUGAUAACGAUGUGGACUAUAGGAAUGUGUUUGGCGGAGGGGUGUUCUACUGGAACAUGGCGGAUUACCGCGGGGCCAGUGCGAGCGGCGGCGCCUCCCGCACGGGGUCUUCGUUAGGGUCGGAGGAUAGCUCGUGGUUGAGACGAGAGGCAGAUGUGAGGUUGAUAGUGGAUGAUAUAGUGCUGGGGUUUCCGAUCUCGGGGUCGAUUUCGGGGUCAAUUUCGGGGUCGUAUCCGCCUGGGAUGGGCCUGUCGACUGCUGCGUCGACUGAUCGGUCGAGUAUUCCGUCCCCCAGCUCCACUGCCUCUGGCCCGUUUGACAUGCGCCAUGCCCCGCUUUCCGCUGCAGCUGCUGUCCCGAUUUCCGCUGCUGGUGUUGCUGCUGUUUCUGCGGCCGGUGCAGUGGUUUCAGGAGUCGUUUCUCCUCGUUUUGAGCUGGGCGGCGGUGUGGGUGGAGCAGGGAGAGGGGCAGGAGGAGGGAGCCGGCUUUUGUCGUCGGGGAGUGGGGGACUUGUGCUGUGUGGGGCUGUCCCCUCUGCCACUGGCGUUGCCAACGCUGUCAGUGGAAGUUGUGUCGGUGGUGGCACCAGUGGCAACACGGGUGUGUUGUGUGGGCGUGCAGGGGCACAGCAGCAAGGCCGGCCACGGGGAAUGGGGUUGGCUCGGUCUGAGAGUGAUCCGGUUCGUGUUGCGGGGCAGAGAGGCAACGGGGCGGUUCUUGCAGCUGCCAUUCGGCCUACCGCCACACCUUCCGCCGAGCCUACUGCUCGUGCUGAUGCAGCUGCUUCGCUGGUGGAAGUGCAGGCAGCUGGUAGUGAUAUUGGGCAAGGAGGUUCAGGGGUUCCAGCCUUUCCUGCUGCAGCUGAAGAGGCAGGUUGUGAGGUGCUCAGAUACCAGCCGCCCCAGGAAGCACCUCCCCCGCCUCCACCCUCCCCUGUGGCGGGCGCGGGCAGAUCCCGAGGGUACUUCCGGGUGCGAUCCGGGAGCUCUAGCCCCCGGCAUUGGGGCCUGCUGCCUGGUAGUGCUCCGGGUGGCGUUGGCUUUGCUGCCGCUGCUGCAGCGGUGGCGGCAGCGAGAGAGGCGGUGAUGCUGAGAGAAAACGCUGCUGCUGCUACUGCGGCUGCUGGUGCUGCUUCUGCUGCUGCGGCGGCGGCAGCGGCGGCGGCGGUAGCGGCAGGGAUGGGGGGGCCGGUUGGGAUGCCUGUGAGUGGGCUUGGAGUGGGUCAAGGUGGGGGUGGCAGGGCGCUGUGGGGGUUACCCUCUCCUGCAGCUGCUGCCGCUGCUGCUGCUGCUGCUGCAGCAGCUGCAGCGAUGGGUGCUGGACCGGGGGUGAGCGAAGGGGGAGGAGGAGGUGGAGGAGGAGGAGGAGGCAAUGGAGAGGGGUUGAUGGGAGGCGUGAGGGCGAUGGGGAUGGGAGGGAGGGCAGUUCCUGAAGAAGUGAGAGCUCUGGUGCCGCCACUCGCUCUCGAUCCUGUCAAGCUGCCCACCAUCAUCCCGGUGGAUCGCUGCUGCCGGGGCGACCCCUCCUCGCAGCCAGCUCUAGCAGCGCUGCACAGUGCCCUGCACGAGGAGAUAGAGGCAUUCUGCCUGCAGGUGAUGGGGGAGAUGCGCGCCCGCAAGCCUUACCAGCUCGCCGCCAUCACCAAAGUCUCACGCACACUGCAGGUGCUGUGGCCGCGCUCCCGCGUGUCCAUCUUUGGAUCCAACGCCACGGGCCUCGCCCUGCCCUCCAGUGACGUUGACAUCCUCGUGCACCUGCCACCCGUCCGCAACCUGAUGCCCUUACCUGGUGAGAUGCCCUUACCUGGUGAGAUGCCCUUACCUGGUGAGAUGCCCUUACCUGGUGAGAUGCCCUUACCUGGUGAGAUGCCCUUACCUGGUGAGAUGCCCUUACCUGGUGAGAUGCCCUUACCUGGUGAGAUGCCCCUACCUGGUGAGAUGCCCCUACCUGGUGAGAUGCCCUUACCUGGUGAGAUGCCCUUACCUGGUGAGAUGCCCUUACCUGGUGAGAUGCCCUUACCUGGUGAGAUGCCCUUACCUGGUGAGAUGCCCUUACCUGGUGAGAUGCCCCUACCUGGUGAGAUGCCCCUACCUGGUGAGAUGCCCCUACCUGGUGAGAUGUCCCUACCAUCUCUCCCUCUCUUUUCCUGUGUGCUUUGUGCUGUGGUGUCGCCCUCACAUGCUCGCUCGCCCUGCCCUGCAGUCGCGUCAACAGCGUGUUUACUUACUUCCUCUUCCCCUGUCUCCCAUCCUCCAACACCCCUUUCAUCCACAUAUGAACAGGAGCCCAUAAAGGAGGCAGGCAUCUUGGAGGGGCGCAAUGGCAUCAAGGAGACGUGUCUGCAGCACGCAGCGCGCCACCUGGCGGACCAGGAUUGGGUGAAGAGCGAUUCGAUCAAGACUGUUGAGAACGCCAUGGUGCCGAUCAUCAUGCUCGUUGCCCGCCUCCCUGCCCACACAUCCCGCCUCUCUGCUGACGUGGCGCCUGCUGUACUUGCUGACGUGGCUCCUUCUGCAGCUGCUGCUGAUGUGGCUCCGGCUGUCCUUGCCGACGUCGGUCCUGCUGACUUGGCCGCUGCUGACGUGGCAAUUGCCGAUGUGGCACUUGCCGAUGUGGACCUUGAUGACGUGGCCAUUGCUGACGUGGCCGCUGCUGACGUGGCUCUUGCACACGCAGGAGGCGAGCACCUGGAUUCUUGUGUCAGUGAGGACAAGAUUGCAAGUGCUGCUGCCACGCCUCCAGCUGUUACUCGCAUGGCUGCUGUCACAGCUGCAGGGGGGGGUAACAGCAGAGUCCCGAGAAUCAAAGGUUUCAAGGAAGAUAUGGAAAACACAGGAGACACAGGAGAGAGCAGAGUUCCGGGGGUAGUCGUCCCUUUUGAGGCGCCUCAAAAACCAAUCCCUACCUUUGCUGCCAGCGGCAGCAGUCACAUCAGUCCAACCGAGGAAGCAGUUUCUGGGAAGGUGCUGGGGGCAGUAGGGCAGGAAGAGGGCACGAAGAUGGGGAAGGGAGAGACGAGAGGGGCAGGGGAGAUACCGGGCAAAGGAGAAGGGUGUUCGGAGAAGGCAGAUGGGGGUCGGAAGGCGGAUUGGGAGUUGGAGAAGGAGGAGGGGAGAGGAGGGGCAGCAGGGGGGGAUGUGCAGGUGCCUUUGAAGGCGUUUCAGAAGGCAGCAGCAGCAGGAGAGGUGCAGGUGCAGGUGCAGCAGGUGCAGGCGCCGUUUGAGACGGCUCGAAAGACAACAGCAGCAGUGGUGGGGGGGGAGGUGCAGGUGCAGGUGGUGAGGGGCGGGGCGAGGGGCCCGUGGGGCAACGUGGACGACCGGAGGAACGUGCGUCUGGACAUCAGCUUUGAGGGCGGCUCACACUCGGGCCUGCGCACUGCUGAGCUGGUGCGAGAGCUCACAGCGCAGUUCCCUACCACCCCACCACUAGCGCUGGUGUUCAAGCAGUUUCUCACAGACCGCAGCCUGAAGCCUCGCCUCGUACGUGCCCUUUUUAACCUCCCUCCUCUCUCCUUCUGUGUGCCCCCUGCAGGUGCGAGAGCUCACGGCGCAGCUCCCAGCCAUCCCACCGUUGGCGCUGGUGCUGAAGCAGUUUCUCACAGACCGCAGCCUAACAUCCCAACCCCUACUUGCCCUGUCUUUCCUCCCCUCCCCUCCCUUCCCGUGUGCUUUUUUCAGGUGCGUGAGCUCACGGCGCAGUUCCCAGCCAUCCCGCCGCUGGCGCUGGUGCUGAAGCAAUUCCUCACAGAUCGCAGCCUUGACCACCCCUACACUGGCGGCCUCUCCUCCUACUGCCUCUUACUGCUGAUAACUCGUUUCCUGCAGAUCCAGCCGCACAUCGGCCGCCCCCCUCAGUGGCAGAAUCUGGGCAGCCUGCUGCUUGACUUCCUGCACUUCUAUGGCUGUGUGUUUGACUUUCGUCUUUCCUCUCUCAACCCCCACACCUUCCCCUCUUCCCCCUUCUCUUCCUCCCUCCCCCAAAAUCCUCCUCCCCCACCUCUCUCCCACCCAACAGUUGUGUGUUUGACCCGCGUCGCAUGGCUGCCAGCAUCAGGCUGGGAGGGGCCUUUCUCGAGCGUGACCGCUCUCAGAGACAUUGAGGUGGCCUUUGACUCAACUCAGAAGUCAACUCAAAAGGCUCCUCUGCCUGCCCCUCAUUGCCCCCUCUCCCCACCCUAUCUGGCCUUCGCCGACGCACGCGGCAUGCUGGAGAGGCAGCUGACAGACAUUACCUCUGCCAUACAACUCACCUCUGCCACCUCGUCUCAUUUAUCCCCGCCUCCUCCCCCCUCCUCCUCUUCCCCCCCCCCAUCAGGCCUUCGCCGACGCAUACGACAUGCUCGAGAGGCAGCUGCCAGACAUGACCUCCGCCAACUUCCCCCACCUUCAACUUGUGCACGUUUUCAUUCUCUUGUGGAUUCUAUGCACCCCUUUCCUUGCUCCCUGCUCCUGCCUCUCCCCCCCCCACGGGCCCCACCCCAUCAGGCCUUUGCCGAUGCAUACGACAUGCUGGAGAGGCAGCUGCCAGACAUGACCUCUGCCAUCCCCCCCCCUUUCAACUUGUGCACGUUUUCAUUCUCUUGUGGAUUCUAUGCACCCCUUUCCUUGCUCCCUGCUCCUGCCUCUUCCCCCCCCCCCCGCCCACGGGCCCCACCCCAUCAGGCCUUUGCUGACGCAUACGACAUGCUGGAGAGGCAGCUGCCGGACAUGACCUCCGCCAUCGCACAUGGCAGCCCGCCAUGUGGCACGCAGCUGUUGGCCAAGAUCCUGCCCAGCAUUGCUCCGCCUGUGACCAAUCUGCAUCAUUCUGCCUGCCUGGCAUCAUCACCAGUCACCUGCAUCACCCAGAAGUACCAGGUUCAUUCCAAGUUGUGA
This is a messenger RNA of Closterium sp. Naga37s-1, 8580 nucleotides long. The record is from the annotation of a GenBank genome assembly. Lineage: Eukaryota; Viridiplantae; Streptophyta; Zygnematophyceae; Desmidiales; Closteriaceae.